Pseudogymnoascus destructans is the source of this 1660-nucleotide messenger RNA. RefSeq lists its product as uncharacterized. The transcript has a single exon. Gene Ontology annotation, molecular function: chitin binding. The record is from RefSeq and is a predicted model, not a curated record. Lineage: Eukaryota; Fungi; Ascomycota; Leotiomycetes; Thelebolales; Thelebolaceae. Gene Ontology annotation, cellular component: extracellular region. The coding region runs from base 140 to 1579 and encodes 479 amino acids.
CCCACCCCCCCCGGGGCAAACCGAAGUGAGAAACAACUUCUUGGACUCGACUGUUCAAAAAAUAGUUUCAACGUCUGGUGUCCUCACCUUAGCACAGCUCCUCAACCUCAACCCAAACCGAGCCACUCUAUCCGCCGCCAUGCUGCUCCUGAGCCUUCUCGUCGUACCCGCCCUCUUCCACCUAUCCGUAGCCGUGGACUCCCAAUGUCCGCUCGAUGACAUAAAGCGCACUCAGUGCAUGGGACCUAAAGACUGCCUGUACCCACACCCUACAAGAUGCGACCACUUUAUCCGUUGCGAAGUGAACAACGACGGAAAGACGGGCCUACCACAUAUUAAUGAUUGCCCGUCUCCUCUCGAGUGGAACAACAAUAUCAAGGAAUGCGAUUUCCCGGAGAACUCGACGUGCCGAAAGGGAGAUGGCGUGGACACGACGACUGACGACGACGUUAAUAGGGCCACCCAUAUAUUACCUCGAGGCAAUAGUGCCGAGAAUAAGAUCCGCGACGAACCCUUCGUGUGCCCGCGCAAAGACUUCAUCAGCAACAAAUGCAAAGAACAGAACGGGUGCAUGUACCCAGAUCCUAAGAACUGCAGGAAUUACAUCCAUUGCGAUUGGCAUGCCGACGGGAAGACGACUACUGUAACUCAAAAGUCAUGCCCUAAAUCUGCUAAUGGUCCUCUCGAGUGGAACGAUAAGGAAAAGAGAUGCGUCGGGCCGAAGAACUCGACGUGCCGGGCGAAAAGUGGCGUGAACACGAUGAUUGAUGGCGUUCUCAACGAGGCCAGCGGUAUUUUACCUCGGGAGGAUGCCGCUCCCUUCAAAUGCCCGAUCAGCGACAUCGUGGUUACCCAGUGCCGCGGCGCCAAGGACUGCCUAUACCCGAACCCGGGGAGCUGCAACUCCUAUAUUCAGUGCAGCGUGGGCUCUAACUUGCUGUCAGGCGCACCCACUGGCGCACCGACUGUCAAGAACUGUCUACCUGGCCACGAGUGGAACGAUAAGGAAAAGAAAUGCGAUGUUCCGGAGAAAUCCACGUGUCCCAUGUAUGCGAACGGGGAGAAGAAGAUUCAAGACGACCGCCCUUCCAACGGGGCCGGUUGCACGGGGCCUAACUGCCCCACAAUAAUGCCCAUCAAUGACAUUAUCAACGGUCUUGGAGAUUCCCUUAAGAAGGCUGGUCUUAAAAGCCACGGCGGCGAGAAGAAGCCUCGCGAAGCCGACUCCAAGGACAAAUUCUCAUGCACCGGGGCUGGGUGCCCAGGAACGGUCAUCGGCGACGUUGCAAACGGCCUCGAAGAUGUCCUCAGGCAAGCCAAAGACAACAGCGGCAAGAAGAGCGUCCACACCCGCGCCGCCUUCACCUGUCCCACCCAAGACAUCAUCAAAACCAAAUGCAAGGGCCCAAGAGAUUGCAGAUACCCAGACCCCGAGAGCUGCAGUCAUUUCUAUCUAUGCUUCGUGAACACUGACGGGAAGACUGGUACCCCGCAUAACUACGCGUGCGGACAGGGACUGAUGUGGAAUGAUAACCUCAAGUCGUGCGAUUGGCCGACUUCGUCGACGUGCAAGCUAUAGUUGGAGUGGAGAGGGUAUCGGGCGCUAGACCGAGGUAAUAGGAGAUAGAGAUGAAUCUAUGUAGAAAUGAUAAUACUUGCU